GCGAGGCGGAUGAGAAAUAAUGACUACGACUUUUAUGCUUUUUUAAUGUAAUAUUCAUCGAGGAUGAGGAUUCGCUAACUGAGUAAUCAUUAUGGGAUCUUGAUGGAUGGAGCCAACCACGUCGUGUGAGUCUAAAUCAUCAAACUUCGCCACUAGUCCCAUGUGAGACUUGUCUCAAUUUUCUCUCCGCCAUGUAAUUGUAGCUCCCUCUUCAAGAUCAGGAUUUAAUGAUUUUUUUUCACUUUGAAUGAUUUACUGAGUGGUAAAAUAUUUUUUCCGGAAUUUCAUUAUCUUUUGGCUAAUUCAGAUUCAAGACCCACGACAAGUUUCUUCUUAGAUACUGUUAUAGUUUUUACGCAGUAUUUUUAUUCCUCGCUUCUAGAAGGUAGUGCUCGUGGUACUUAGAAAAGAUGGCGGACAAAUUGCUCAAUCUUGUCAGCAGGACGGGCCUUGCAGCUGCAUCGGUCGCAGCAAUACCAUCAUUCUGCUUAUACACUGUCGACGGAGGAGAGCGCGCAGUCAUGUUCAACAGAUUCUCUGUACUCAGCGACGAAUUGCUAUGUUAAGACUUCAAAAGUUCUCUUUCUACGUGUAGUGCGUUAUUGAAUUAGAAGCUAUUAUACGUCACUAGUCCUCCAGGUCCAGCAACAUCGGUGGGUCUAAUUGAUAUUUAAUAUCACAUUCAUUUCGUUUAGAGAGCCAAGCCCUUUCUCACCAUGCCUUCCACCACAGGGUGUUUCGCAAACAACGUCAGGCGAGGGGACACAUUUCAAAGUGCCCUGGUUGAUGGCACCCUAUAUUUACGAUAUCCGAGUGAGACCAAAGCUUAUCCAGACAACAACAGGUAAUCAAAGUAGAGUCACAUUUAACUUGAAGGGCGUUGUGAUAUAAUGAUGUCUCUACCGUGUACCCCUAGCUGCACUUACAGGAAUAUAUAAUUAUGUCAGCAAGGAUUUCCGACUAAUAGAUAUGACCUAAGAUGAAGAUUCUGAUCCACGGUGACAUGUUUUUACACUUUUCUAGCAAACGCGAGCUGUAAAAUUUUUACGUGACAACAGGAACAAAGGACUUGCAGACAGUGACGAUACAUUGUCGUCUUCUUUUCAAGCCAGACAUAGAGGCACUCCCUUCAUUACACAAGCGGUUGGGGUCUGAAUAUGACGAGAGGGUGCUUCCAUCGAUCGGAAACGAAGUCUUGAAAGCUGUCGUCGCACAGUACAAUUGACUUACCUCUUUGUAAGUUUGUUCUAGGAAGUUUGUCUUUAAGGCUGAAAUUAUAGUGAAUAAGUAGUACCAUAACGCGUCCCUGAUUUGAAUGAUCUGCGCCAGUGUUGAGAAAUGUAACCGUCUGCAUGCAAUGUCAUGUUCAUUAUGUCAUAUUUAUAAUAAAUAUGAAUACAUCAUUGCAAUUAGAAUCAGUAGGUUGCUUUGUUAAUAAGGAGAUGAAGUCGAAGUGCGAAGAUCUUCAUUAUGAUUAUCUUCCGCAGCUACAACACGACGAAAACGUCUACAUCCCAUCAAGGUACAAUGCCGAGCAGCUUCUCACACAGCGAGAGCGAGUGUCACAGGAAGUAAGGGAUACGAUAGUUCAGCGAGCAAAGCAGUUUCAUAUUUUGUUGGAGGACGUCUCAAUUAUUCACCUCAAGUAUGGAAACGAGUUUGCGAGGGCAAUUGAGGAAAAGCAGGUUGCAGAGCAAGAGGCAGAACGACAAAAGUUUAUCGUGCAGAUGGCAGGUAGAAAUCUUAGACCUGAUCGACAGGCGACCCAUCAACCACACUACUUUCAUUAAUAUAGAAUAUGAUAUUGUUCAUGUUAUUCAUCAUGGGACAAGAGCAAGACUGUCAUUUUUGUUCGGUUGAUUUUGCAAAAGAAAAAUAUUAGAGGAGACGCAGGAAUCGACGAGGAACGAUUGAUUUUUUCACCUUUUCAACAGAGCAAGAGAGGCAGGCGACGGUUAUCAGAUCCGAAGGUGAGGCAGAGGCAGCGACACUUAUUAGCGAAGCGCUGAAGGAGCACGGUAUAUACACAUUUGCGUUUGAUUCUACAUGUUGUCGUUGACAUUGUCAAACAAGUACGACUCAAAUACUUUCUUCACGUCGAAUAAAUCUUUUAGUUAUGUACAACCUCCUGUAUCUAUUAAUAUAGUGUGUGCGAAGCCACAUCUUCUUUCAUGACAAAAUUGCGCCUCCUAAACUGCAAACCCAAAUCACUGGCUUUAGGUACCGGUCUGAUCGAUAUGAGGAGGAUCGAUGCUGCGAAGGACAUUGCGGAAUUGCUGUCCAAGUCGAGUAAUAUAAUGUACAUGCCAGGCGGGCAAAACAUGCUUCUGAACAUGAACGCCCGUGGCUGAAGAAGGAGACCUCGAGAAAGAUUAUCGAGAUGAUGAUCAAUGAUCAUGAUGUAACAAAUUAUUUCCUUAUGUUUGCUCUUCUACCUGUGAUCAUGAAGGAUCAUAACGGAGACGCACACAUGACAUUAUUUGCUCUUCUACCUUUAGUUCCCAAAGUACCAAUUUGCGUUUGGAUUUGAGAUAAUCUUAGAUCGAGCUCUUCUUGAUGAAUUUGGUUUUGUUGCCGCCAGUUUGAUGCAGCAAGAUAAAGCGAAUUUUCCGACAUUCUUCUGGGACGAACGCAGAGGCCUCCGAACCACGCGCCUAGAGAAGUACAGGGGGUUCACUGUCACGCGCGGCGAGGCCUGGUCCUGCAUGAUGAACCUGACCUUUUUUUCAGGGUCAGCUUCGUUCUGGUUCUGUGUGCCCGUCCAAUAAUUUCUUGAUCUAAUAUUUUUUCAUAAGGCAAGCAGGCGCAGGGCUUGAUGAGCUUGUAGAUGUAGUUUCAGCAGGAGGCUGCAGCUUCAAGAUCAAAUUUGAUGAAAGUUUUCACCACGCAUUGAAGGUGAAGGGUAACCCCCUAUUUUUGGAAGUCUAGCAUGCCACUCGCGGUCCAGAUUCCAUUCAAAAACAAAGGCAAUUUGUUCUUCAUAAUAUUACCCACGCUUCACAUAUGACAAUCAGUUACAUCAUAGACUUGAACAUAUUUUCUUCUUCGCGCACCGUAACGAAUGUUGCGAUGAUGUCAUGGCCAUACCUCAUGAUUUGGCUAAGCAAAUAUAGAUAUACGGAGCUGCCUUUGUCGUCGCUUCUGUGUUUUGCAUUUUAUGCAACUGUAGGCGCACUUUCUUCUGGUGCAGAAUUCAAU
This is a messenger RNA of Amoebophrya sp. A25, 3198 nucleotides long. The record is from the annotation of a GenBank genome assembly. Lineage: Eukaryota; Dinophyceae; Syndiniales; Amoebophryaceae.